Messenger RNA from Elaeis guineensis (African oil palm), 1517 nucleotides. Its product is annotated as probable serine/threonine-protein kinase PBL8. Lineage: Eukaryota; Viridiplantae; Streptophyta; Magnoliopsida; Arecales; Arecaceae. Gene Ontology annotation, molecular function: protein kinase activity; ATP binding. Gene Ontology annotation, biological process: protein phosphorylation. The record is from RefSeq and is a predicted model, not a curated record.
GAAAGAUUGGUUGAGAGGCUUGCGAUUCUCGGUAGGAUACGGUACCCCAGGAUCUCUACUUUAUCCCAUCCGCGUUAAAUAAAGCCAAAGAAAGGCGACUUGUAUUCCAUUCACCAGAGAAAAAGAUCUGGUUUCAAAUUUGGUUCAUGGGCAAUUGCUGCGCAAGUAAUGCAAAGAUUUUUAGAUAUCCAGAAUCUGAGGGGUCUGCUGAUGAACAUAUAACUCCAGUUUCCACUCUAAGCCCCUCAGCAUAUGAAGUUGUGGAAUUUCAUCUCAAAGAUCUAAAGAUGGCCACAGAAAACUUCUCAGGAAAAUACUUAAUUGGAGAAGGUGGAUUUGGGCAUGUGUACAAGGGCAAGAUGGAUGGUGUCCCCGUUGCUAUCAAGAAACUGGACAUCACUCGCUGUCAAGGGCACAUGGAAUGGGAGGCUGAAAUAAAAACCUUGGCAAAGUUUCGCCAUCCUAACCUGGUGCAGCUCAAAGGGCAUUGCUCAAAAUUUGACCAGCGCCUCUUGGUCUAUGAGUACCUCCCAUUGGGUUCCCUUGAGCACCACCUUACUGCAGAACAAUGCCAUAAGCUGACAUGGGCAAGGAGAGUCAGCAUCCUCCGCGACCUAGCAAAAGGUCUUGCCUAUCUUCAUGACCAACAGCCACCAAUGAUACACCGAGAUAUCAAGCCUUCAAACAUCCUAAUCGAUGUGGACUACAGUGCAAAAAUAUGUGAUUUUGGCCUGGCAAGAGAUGGACCAAUAAUUGGAUCAUACGUUGAGACCAGAGUGAUGGGGACUCGUGCUUACGUCGACCCUGAGUACUAUGCUACAGGGAAAUUGAGGACAAGAACUGAUGUAUAUAGUUUUGGAAUGGUGAUACUGGAAGUUAUUACGGGUCAAAUAUCUGAGCCGUGUGACUCCACUAAUUCAGGGAGCAAACUGCUUGAGUGGGCAAGGACCUUGAAGCAAGAGCAGAGGAUGCUAGAGAUAAUGGACCCCAGGCUACAGGGAAGUUAUCAUAAGAGUGCAGCAUUGCUGCUUUGCCGUCUAGCUUUUGCAUGCACUGACAAUUGGGAACCACCAAUGAGGCCCAGAAUGCAACAGAUUGCCAAGACCCUUGAGAAUCUAGCUUCAAAUUGCAGUGGGCAAUGCAUCUCAUGGAUGUCUACAAGAUGUCCGCCAGGCAUCUAGUAAGGAGUAAAGGUUUCAAUAGAUGGAUGGAAGCCAAAACUUUUCUAUGUUCUCAAUUGGAAACAUUAGCCAUUUAUCAUUAUUUUGAUUUCUAGUAGCAAAUAACUAUAGUUUUCUUUCUUCUUGGUUGCACUAUGUUUUAGUUACUUUCUCCUUCACUUUGGUCCAAGGUAGUUGCUCUACUGGAAGAGGGAAGCUAUAAGUGUUUUCUCCCUUAUUUUCUGAAUAACUGUGAGUGUUUGGGAAGCCAAUGUGUCGAACAUUAGAUUUAUGUAGAGGAAGUUUCGAUGAAUAUUUUAAUGGAGUAAUUUUUUUUCUUUUUUUUCUAUUGUAAAU